Messenger RNA from Staurois parvus, 349 nucleotides. NCBI's taxonomy places the organism in Eukaryota, Metazoa, Chordata, Amphibia, Anura, Ranidae. The record is from the annotation of a GenBank genome assembly.
CUAGGCAUGCAGACUGCUUCUACAAACAUUUGUGAAAGAAUGGGCUGCUCUCAAGAGCUCAGUGAAUUGAAGAAAGGUACCGUGAUAGGUUUCCACCUGUGCAAUAAGUCCACCCAUGAAAUUGUUAGUGGUAUUAUAACAAAGUGGAAGCAGCUGGGAACAACAGCAACUCAGCCAUCAAAUGGUAGGCCACAUAAAAUGACAGAGCGGGGUUUGGCAGCGCAUGCUGAAGAGCAGAGUGCUCAGAAUGACGAAUCACGCUUCUCUGUCUAGCAAUCCAAUGAACGUAUCUGGGUUUGGCAGUUGCCAGGAGAACGUUACUUGCCUGACUGCAUUGUGCGAAGUAUAA